Messenger RNA from Pseudo-nitzschia multistriata, 3354 nucleotides. The record is from the annotation of a GenBank genome assembly. Lineage: Eukaryota; Bacillariophyta; Bacillariophyceae; Bacillariales; Bacillariaceae.
AUGGGGUAGGAUCGAGAGAUCGAUCGCACGAACGACAACAAACUACCGUGCAACAAACGAAACAACCUUGAAACAAAACCAAUGGAGUUCCGGGGCAACGAUAGCACGACCGCAGGCAGUCCGAAUCGCGAUCCAUUUAUUCCCGGUGAUGAAGGCGAAACAAAACAUGCACMGACCGAAACGAAACCGAUGGAAAUGCAUUCCGAAGGAAAUUCUUCUAUCCACGCUGAUGUCGACACCAAUGCUGCCAGCAACGAUGAACCUCGGCAGGGAGCUUUCUGCGAAACCAGAGGCGGAGAUAUGGACGAAGGCGCGGAUGCAGGCGUCGAUGCAGAUGCAUCGACCGUUCUCUCGUCUUCCUCUUCGUCCUAUUCGUCUUCCUCCUCGACCUCUUCCUCUGACCACGAGGCAUCGCCGACGCUCAUGGAACGCCAGGCGCGGAACAUUGCCCGAAACGAGCGUUUUCUCGGAUCCCUCCGGGAAAAAUACCGGGACAAGAUCGCCCCGUUCGUUGCCGCAAAAGGUCCUUUUGGACGAAAGCGGACUCGGGGGGCCGGGAAGGGUGGGGAAACGAAUCACACGGACGAAGCCGAGAGCGACCCCAGCCGCGACACCGGGAUGGUCAUGGGUGGAACGCACCGUUUGUUUCGAUCCUCGUUUGGAGACGACCUGGUGGAGGCCGUAGCUGCCACGGCCGAUUCCACAAACAGACCUUCUUCUGUCUCGCCUGCAAGCUAUGGGUGUGGCAUUCGCAUGCUCCAUCGAAAAUACCCCCAUCGAGAGUCCCAGAUACGAUCCCUUUCGGCCAUCCUCUCAUCCACGAUCUCCCUCACGGCAACCAUCGGCCGCCGCCUGGUGGAAACGAGGCGCAAAACCAUAGCAGCAGAUGCGGGUGCAUCCUCCGACAACAAGCGAUUGCCUUCCUCGAGCAGUAGCAGCAUCAACAGCAACACGACGACGACGUACGUCCCGGCCCCGAUCUUUUGCAUCGGGCCCAGCGGCACCGGAAAGACUUCCGUCGUCUGCGACGUGGUCGAGUGGCUGGCCAGGACCGGCAGCCCGGCUCCAUCGUCGUCCUCGCCGUCUUUGUGUUCUCGGGCAGAGGUGAGAGUUCAACCGGCCUACGUGGAUUGCUCCAUCGUCGAGCCGUCGACCAUCGACCGGCUGGUCUACACGAUCUACCAGCAGCUCCGGCCGGUCGGUAACGGCACGGGAAGCGAGAGAACCAGUGGGCACGGCAACCACACCUCGGCAAAGCGUCGGAAGCGAACCAAGGGAGCUCGCAGGGGCGACAGCAACAGCAACAAUGCACCUCGAACCCCCUCGCUACUAGGCGACACCGCCAAUUCCACCGGUGUUGAUUCUUCGAAACCCAACAGCGAGACCAAAGAUGAGAGCACUACCACCGAAAUCGACAGCAUCCGCGAUAAUGCUAGUGCCAAGACAAUCCCAAAUGAAAACGAAGUGCUCGCGGAGACAGUGGGAGGAGUCGAAACGCAGCCGCGGGUACUCCCCUCGCGGAGGGCCAAAAAAGCCGCCAUCCACAAGACCCUCGCCAACAAUGCUACGACCUACGAUGCCUUUCGCAAGACAAAACAGAGGCAGCUGCGAAAGAAUCGCCCGGGGGAAGACGACGCCGACGAUGACGUUGACGAAAACGCCGUCGAGACGAUGCACUCGGCGAUGUUGUCCCUGGGUCGGAGCCUCCAGGCACACUAUGGACCCUACUGUGACGAGAGCGGGAAUCUCCUCAACGCCGAUCGGUCCUUCGCGAGGGAGGUCCAACACUCCGGGAUCCUGGUCCUGGACCGGGCGGAGGAACUCCUGUCGCUGUCGGCAGCCGGAAAGAAGGGCACGCUUACCGAAACGGGGGGUGUAGGUCAGAGCAACGCCUUGUCCGAACUUCUUUUGCUGCCCAAGAUCAUGAAGCUCAAUGUAACCAUCGUUGUGAUUACCAAGUACGCCAUCCUGGACUCUACGCGUGAGUGAUCUUGAUCGAUGGGUAGACGAAUCGCUUUGAACUGUAUUGUUUCGUUUCAUCUCGUUGUAUCGUGACGUUUUUCGAAGGGAUUGUUUUGUCCUGCCAUAUACCCGAAACCCAAUCACUAACCCCAAUUUAUUUUACGCUCUCUUCGGGACAAACAAACACAAAUCAAUCCAAAGGCUUGAACCAUGCUUCUGCUCUUUCCAAGGGCUUGUCCAAUCUGUCCAAUGGGGUUCACCCCGUUGUAGUCCAGUUUCCUGCAUACAAAGGGAACCAGGAAUUCCGGGAGGUCCUUAGCACCGAAGAAAACCGGCGGUUGGUGAUGGGAGACUCCCUUACACCAUCGUCGGGAUCCCCUUCGGCCAUGGCGAUGCGCCCCAGCCUGAAGGAGAAUCUCAUCCGAUCCUUUUGGAACACAGUGAUCCAGUUUGUUUUGGAUUCCACACGCGACGUUCGGGACUUUCGGAGAAUCGGCCGUGCCCUAUGGCCCGUGUUUGUGGGGCCUCUUUCGUCCCCUUCGGCUCUCCGGUCUGCUCUGAAGGGGGUUGCCGAGACGCUGGGAAUCCCCGCUCUCAGCAAACGGGUCCUCCGAGACCCGAAGUCGUACGCCUCCAUCGAGGAGGAGCUGGUCAGAACGCUCGGAAGGAGGUUUUACAAACGGGUUGCGGCCCUCUCAUCCGGGGACGAAAACCUGACUCUGCUAGCCCUGGACGAGAACGGAAUAGUGGAUCCAGAAACAACAACAGCGAUGCCCUCCAACCGCCAAGCUCCACUACAGCAACAAAAUAUGCCGUACCUGAGGAGCUGCCUGCUGCUUGCGGCCUUUGUAUGCCAGCACAACAAGGCCGACCAGGACCGCAAGAUAUUUUCGGUCCACGGAAACGGACGACGAUCCAAAUCUAGGGCCAAGCAAGAUAUUUACGGAGGAAACGACGAAGACCUGGCAUUUGGAUCAACGUCGGUCAAUUCCUCGACGACCGUGCGGACGCUGCACCAGGUGGAGCAACUCCGCUCGCUGAGGCUGCGGUCGAUCCCCCUCGAACGGGUCUUUUCCGUCUUUGUGACCCUGGUGCGGUUGAAUCCCCACACUGCGUCCGUCGCCGAUUGCGCGGACGACGAGACCGCUCUGGAAACAAUCAUGGACGAUCUCGGGUCUUCCCGCCUGUAUAGGGACCUGUCGCACCUCAUGGAAUCGGGCCAUCUGCACUCUGCCAAGGGAGACCACCAAAUCCUGUGCUCGCUGGCCAAGGAGGAAGCACUUGAGAUUGCGGCCCGGACCGGAAUUCCUCUGCAACGGUACCUGAUCUAGUCAGUCACCUUCUCAGAGCACGACGCUACUAUCAUAGAAAGAAUAGAUACACGUUUCUAUC